Messenger RNA from Hyalella azteca, 595 nucleotides. RefSeq names its product cuticle protein AM1199-like. Gene Ontology annotation, molecular function: structural constituent of chitin-based larval cuticle. The transcript has 5 exons. Gene Ontology annotation, cellular component: chitin-based extracellular matrix. Lineage: Eukaryota; Metazoa; Arthropoda; Malacostraca; Amphipoda; Hyalellidae. The coding region runs from base 29 to 538 and encodes 169 amino acids. The record is from RefSeq and is a predicted model, not a curated record.
UUGUCGUGCUGGACGCCAACGAGGAAGCAUGAUAGCAGUCAUUUUGUUCACAUUCUGUGGCUUGGCAGUCGCCGCUCCUCAGGGGGAGCGAGUUGAAAAUGUGCCGAUUCUUGCGGACACCAGAAAUGGUCCCGACGGGGACGGAAAUUUCGGUUUCAAAUACGAGACCGGGGACGGCAUCUUGCACGAGGCGCGGGGACGCAACGACGGGGACGGCAUCGUCAGAGUUCAGGGACGAUACUCGUUCACGUCUCCUGAAGGCGAGGUCGUCGAGAUUUCCUACACUGCGGACGAGCGCGGCUUCCUGGCGUCCGGCGACGCGCUGCCCACGCCGCCCCCCGCACCGCCGCACGCGCUCGCUCAGACCCGCGCCGCCGAGGCGGCCUUCGCUAAGCAAAAGCAACCUGGAGCACCUGAACUGCCUCCUCAGCCGCCCCAGGUGCCCGUUGUGGAUCCCUCUACGACAGAGACGCCAACGCCUCCGCCGAUUAGGAUUCGUGUUGCUGUAGCCCGCUCAGCCGGAGGACGUCCAGGCUAAACACCGUUAUUAAAAAAUCAAGGCCACUGAGGCUUAAAUCAUUGAAUUAAAACUUUU